Aspergillus versicolor CBS 583.65 is the source of this 2340-nucleotide messenger RNA. RefSeq names its product 40S ribosomal RACK1 domain-containing protein (gene cpcB). The record is from RefSeq and is a predicted model, not a curated record. Bases 1 to 2340 code for a protein of 779 amino acids. Lineage: Eukaryota; Fungi; Ascomycota; Eurotiomycetes; Eurotiales; Aspergillaceae. Gene Ontology annotation, cellular component: cytosol; mitochondrion; nucleus. The transcript is spliced from 9 exons. Gene Ontology annotation, biological process: protein-FAD linkage; positive regulation of protein phosphorylation; rescue of stalled cytosolic ribosome. Gene Ontology annotation, molecular function: translation regulator activity; protein kinase C binding; ribosome binding.
AUGAGGUCGGCCCUCGGGCUUCUUUUCCUCCUUUUGGUGCAAGUCUCUUCCGCUCUCAAGUUCGAUAUUGUGGCUGGGAAGGGUGAGAGAUGUAUACGCAACUUCGUGCUCAAGGACCAGCUUGUCGUCGUUACGGCUAUCGUGAGUGGCGAGAGGGGCGAUGGACAGAUGGUCAACAUGCAUAUCAAGGAUGCAAUGGGCAAUGACCACGGACGGCCAAAGGAUGUUGUUGGCGAGACUCGCCAGGCUUUCACGUCUGCUGGAGACACCACCUUCGACGUUUGCUUCGAGAACGCCCUCGUUUCCCGCCGGGCUGUUGCGAACCCCCACCGAACAAUUGAACUUGACGUUGAUAUUGGUGCCGAUGCUCGUGACUGGUCAAGCAUCCAGGCUCAAGAGAAACUUAAGCCGAUCGAAACUGACCUCCGCCGUAUUGAAGAAAUCGUCGCUGAAGUUGUCAGCGAGAUGGAAUACCUCCGUGCCCGUGAGCACAAGCUCCGGGACACCAACGAGAGCACCAACGAGCGUGUGAAGUGGUUCGCGUUCGGCACAAUGGGCAUGUUGAUUGGACUUGGUGUUUGGCAGGUUAUCUACCUGAGGGCUUACUUCCGCAAGAAUGAGAAUGACAGAGCUCAGUCAACAGUGCCACAGCACCGCGCAAACCAGAUGGAGAAGCCGCCGAACCCGGUCGUCCCGAAUACAACCUCAACCAUGACCAAGGACUUCCCCAAUGUCGGCAAGAAGCCAUCGCCCCCGGAGCUUUUAAACUCGGUUGACCCGAAAUACAAGCCUGUGGACACGUACCCCGGAAAGGUUGAGCACUUCACGGGUGGAAGACAGGAACCCGGCGCGCAAAAGCCGGAGCUUGGAGUUGGUGAGAUGGAAGGCAUUACGUUCAAGGUUGAGCCGCUCCGCCGGACUGGAGAGGAUGUUUCGACCAUGAGAGCUCGGCUGCUUUAUCAGAGCCGAAAGCGAGGAAUUCUCGAGUCAGACCUGCUUCUCUCUACAUUUGCUGACGUCUAUUUGGCCGACAUGAACAAAGAGCAGCUUCAAGAGUUUGACCGAUUCCUGGACGAGAAUGAUUGGGAUAUCUAUUACUGGGCGACCCAAGACCCACCUGAGGAGAGGGAUGCUGCGGCAGAUGUAGCCGAAGACACUCUGACCGACACAUGGCAUCGUACUGGCGCCAAGAGCGGCGAGUGGAAGCAAACUGUCGGUGCCUUUAAAGCUGCAUACCGACCAGUGCCAUCACGGUGGGUAGAGUCGAACGUCUUGACGCUGCUGAGACAGCAUGUGCGGGACAACAGUGCGACUGGUUUCCAUGCGGCGAAGGCCAAGAAGACCGGCGGGCAAGGCCCGGGCCUCAAUAGGAUGCCUAACACUCCGAUCAUGGCUGAGCAGCUGGUCCUUCGCGGCACCCUUGAGGGUCACAAUGGCUGGGUUACUUCCCUGGCUACCUCUCUGGAGAACCCCAACAUGCUGCUCUCUGGCAGUCGCGAUAAGACUCUGAUCAUCUGGAACCUUACCCGCGACGAGCAGGCAUACGGUUACCCCAAGCGCUCUCUUGAGGGCCACUCCCACAUCGUCUCCGACUGUGUUAUCUCCUCCGACGGUGCCUACGCUCUGUCCUCCUCUUGGGACAAGUCUCUCCGCCUGUGGGAGCUCUCCUCCGGUCAGACCACCCGGACAUUCGUCGGCCACACCAACGAUGUCCUCUCCGUUUCCUUCUCCGCCGACAACCGCCAGAUCGUUUCCGGAUCCCGUGACCGCACCAUCAAGCUCUGGAACACCCUGGGAGACUGCAAGUACACCAUCACCGACAAGGGCCACACCGAGUGGGUGUCCUGCGUGCGCUUCAGCCCCAACCCCCAGAACCCCGUCAUCGUCUCCGCUGGCUGGGACAAGCUUGUCAAGGUCUGGGAGCUCGCUUCCUGCCGUCUCCAGACUGACCACAUUGGUCACUCUGGCUACAUCAACACCGUCACCAUCUCCCCUGAUGGCUCUCUCUGCGCCUCUGGUGGCAAGGACGGUGUCACCAUGCUCUGGGAUCUCAACGAGUCCAAGCACCUCUACUCCCUCCACGCCGGUGACGAGAUCCACGCCCUUGUCUUCUCCCCCAACCGCUACUGGCUCUGCGCUGCUACCGCCAGCAGCAUCACCAUCUUCGACCUCGAGAAGAAGAGCAAGGUUGAUGAGCUCAAGCCCGAGUACAUCGAGAAGGGCAAGAAGAGCCGCGAGCCCGAGUGUGUCUCUCUCGCCUGGUCCGCUGAUGGCCAGACUCUGUUCGCUGGUUACACUGACAACAAGAUCCGCGCUUGGGGCGUCAUGUCGAGGGCGUAG